AAAUCUCCGAUCUAAUUAAUGUUGUACGUUUGGCAACAGUGGACGCCUCCACUUAUUUUGACAUCUGGACGCAUCUGACACAAUAAACAAAACUUAAAAAUAUAAAUAAUAGUAAAAAUAUUCAUUAAACGAAUAUGACUACGACGGAUGAGAGAGCGGUGUUCGCCAAAUUGGAAGCUUUAAAGGAAAUCAGAGCUAAAACAAUCCAACUUGAAAAGCUGAAAGCCAGAUUAGUGUACGAGGUAGAAACACAAGAUCAAGAGGAAAAAUGUCUAUCAGAGUACAAACAAGAAAUGGAUUUGUUGUUGCAAGAAAAAAUGUCACAUGUGGAGGAACUACGACAAAUCCAUGCAGACAUAAAUGCUAUGGAAGGAGUGAUAAAGCAAGCAGAGGAGUCUCGUAACAGAUCCAUGAAUGCAGCAGUUAGGUUACAUGAGGACUAUUUGCCUCUGAAAAAUGAAAUUGAUAGACUGAGAAGGGAGUGUCUAGGACUAGAUCGUUUACCUGAUUUACAUGAAGAAGAGGGAUCCACAAUUACACCUGAAAAAUUCCAGCAGCUCUACAAUUCAAACAAGUCGCAGACGCCUAGUUUCCAGAAGAGUGCAGAUUGGACAAGGCCUAUUCCUCCAUCAGAUACCCCAAUAAACUCACUGGCGCCCCCAAUGCCGCCCACGUUUCUGCCGCCUCCAAAUCCUUUGAGACUUGUUGCAAACAAACCGGAACCGGGCAGACCGGGUACCAAUAUGGCUCCUGCGUCUCACCCUGGUCCCCCCACACCCACAUUCAGGUCGGAUCUUAGUUUGAGGCAACAACCGCCUCCAAUGAAAUCGUGUUUGAGCUGUCACCAGCAGAUCCACAGAAAUGCGCCGAUCUGUCCAUUGUGUAAAGCCAAAUCAAGGUCCCGGAAUCCGAAAAAGCCCAAGAAAAAGGAACAUUAGGUUUAAACAAAUCAUUAGUUAGGAUAGUUUCUCCUAAAUAGUGUGAAAAAAAACUUAUUUUUAAAGAUACUUAGCAGUAAUUAAUGUUGUCGUUUAUUUUCAGUAAUUUCAUUUACUGAUGCCCUGUUCUGAAACGUUAAAUAUAAGCUCCUGUACUUAAUAAUUAAUGUGAAAUCCAAAUUUAAACUGACAAAAUGAACUGACCGACAUGACCUUAACUUUGCCUAAAAUUAAUGAUAGGUGAAAUCGAGAUUUUUGUCGAUUAUUUCCAUCGUUCAAACUUCACUAUUGUUCUCUUGCGAUCAACAGAAAAAGAUUUCUAAGUUGAGGCAUAACUCUAUCUUUAAUUGUUUCAUUUGACUGUUUAACAUCUCUGACUCGCCCAUCACUGAAACUGUAUUUCUGUGAUCAGAAAUUUUAUAAGCUUCUAUAUAUACUUUUAUGUAACCUUUCCUUAUGAUUUAUGUAAGAAUAUUUAUUGUAUGAAGUAAGUGUAUUAUGUAAAACUAACAAUAAAAUAAUGGAAUUUUA
This is a messenger RNA of Aethina tumida (small hive beetle), 1469 nucleotides long. Its product is annotated as zinc finger C4H2 domain-containing protein. The record is from RefSeq and is a predicted model, not a curated record. Gene Ontology annotation, cellular component: nucleus. Lineage: Eukaryota; Metazoa; Arthropoda; Insecta; Coleoptera; Nitidulidae. The transcript has 5 exons. Bases 135 to 938 code for a protein of 267 amino acids. Gene Ontology annotation, biological process: positive regulation of neuron differentiation.